This is a messenger RNA of Closterium sp. NIES-67, 2959 nucleotides long. The record is from the annotation of a GenBank genome assembly. NCBI's taxonomy places the organism in Eukaryota, Viridiplantae, Streptophyta, Zygnematophyceae, Desmidiales, Closteriaceae.
ACCUAAAAUACGAUGGGAGAUAAGGAGGACUCUGGUGGAGGUGAUACUUCAGUCCAAGGAGACAGCUCAACCCAAGAUUCUGGCAUUGCAGCGCAAAGGGGAGCGCAUACAAGCCAGGGGUCACUGCUUAAGGAGGUGCUGAAGAGCUUCACCAUUGAGAAGUUCUCUGGAGAUGGCUAUGAUGAUUGGGCAUGGAAGAUGCAGCUCUACUUUCGACAAAUUGGCCUCUUGAAGCUCAUGAUUGGAACGGAGCCCAGGCCAAAGGAAAUGGCAGAGCAAGCGGACUGGGAUGAACGUUCAUCUGCUGGGUAUUAUCUACUGUCACAAAGCUUGGAGCUGAACCAGAGGCAUCACAUCAUGCAUCUGCUACCGGAAAUUGAUUGUGGGCCCAAGGCAUGGGCAGUGCUCAAGGACCUGCACGCUCCGACAUCGGUUGCCGCUUCUCUCAUGCUGGAUCGGGAGCUGUCCAUGCUGCCGUUGAGCGAGAAUGAACCUGUGCAGCCCGUACUGGACAAGAUGAGGGAACUCUACGCGAAAUUGGCGAUUGCAGGCAUCACGUACCCUGAGCAGACUAAGUGUCUCAAGAUGCUCAGCCUGCUGCCUGAGUCUUGGCUGCAAUUUAUAAGCGGACUCAGCUUGCCACAAAACCAAAGUCAAUGGACAUUGGAGUGGAUUCGCACCAAGAUUCUGGAAGAAGAUUUUUGUCGCUAUACACUGCGCGGAGGUGCUGACAGCACCAGCGGCUAUGCCAUGCAAGGGACAUGGAGGGAUCGAGGGCGUGGCAAUCGCGGUCGCUCCUACUACAACCAAGGUGGUCGCGGGACUUGGAACCAGCGGGGGCGUGGUGGCGCUGGUGCAAGAGGAAGAGGUGGUCACUCCAACAAUGACAACAGUGAACCACGCUUGAGGGGAGAGUGCUGGUAUUGCAAGGAAGAAGGGCAUCCAUGGUUUCGCUGCUCUACCAAGCCCGACUGGUGGACCCCUUGGAACCAAUCGCAAAAGGGGAAUGGAGGAAAGCAACCACAUGGAGGUGCCAACAUGGUAGCUGAUCCUGCUGAAGAAACCUCCAAGGAUGACAGAGGAAUGGGAAAUGAGGAAAGGAAUGCUGGACAGUUCUACCAUGUGUGUGACAAAGAUGACAGUGGCACAGCUGUUGCAAGGGCUGGAGAGGAACUGCACCCGCUUGAUAUGUGGGUCAUGGACUCUGGUGCUGCAUGGACAAUGACACCACGCAAGGAUUUGCUGGAUGCUGUGCGAGCGCCUCCAAUCUCUGAAGUGCGCUCAGCAUCCGGACAUGCAGUGAAGGUCGCUGGAGUUGGUCGAGCUGCAUUCAGAGCACCUGAUGGUGGACUGGUCGUGCUUAAGGACGUGUUACUCGUACCGGGGCUGAAGGCCAAUCUGAUAUCGCUGCGCAAGCUAGGCCAGGCCGGAGUCAGCACCACCACCAAUGGAUCCAAAACAUUCAAGGGGCUGCGAGGAGAUCGUGUGUUAUGGGAUUUACACGAAAGCAGAGAUGUCUUCAGAUCCAUGUGGCAGAUCCCUGCACUGAUAUGGGAAUCAACAAAGAAGGAGUUGGGAGCAGUAAAGGCGGGAUCUGGAGUCCAGGGGGAGUGCAAUGCAGUUAGUGCUGCAGGAGUGACGGUUUCUGCAAGGUCGGGGGAGACUGAUUGGGAAACCGCACACAGGCGUCUAGGGCAUGUGGCUAUGCCAUUGCUGCAGCAACUGCAUAAGGAAGAAGCAGUAAAGGGGCUGAAGCUUUCUGGGCAACCAAAUGAUACCAAGUGCGAGACGUGUCUGCUGAGCAAGUUCACACGGUUCCCCUUUCACGGCGUAGCUGGGAAAAGCAAGGCAGCACUGGAACUGGUGCACAUGGACCUGGUAGGACCUUUUCCAGUUCGAGGAAGUAAGGGGGAAAGGUACUUCCUGGCAAUAGUUGAUGACUGGAGUCGGCUGAUGUGGGCAUACCGGUUGAAGCAGAAGGAUCAUGCUGCCUCAACAAUACGAGAUGACUGGCUGCCGUUCGUCGAGCGACAAUCCGGGCACCCAUGCAAGAGCAUCAGAACCGACCGAGGUGGAGAGUUCCUAGGAGGAGAUCUGACUGCGUGGCUGAAGAAACAAGGCAUUGAGCAUCAGCUAACGACGUCCUAUACCCCUCAGUCAAAUGGCGUUGCUGAGAGGGCUAAUAGGACCAUCCUGGAAACUGCGCGAGCGCUGCUGAUCGAAUCAGGGCUGGGGAACUCCAUGUGGCCUCAUGCGGUGAGGCGUGCUACAGUGGCAAGGAACCGCGUACUCACAAAGGUGGCUGAUGAUAUGUGGGUGCCGCUGGAGAGGUGGCUUGGAAAGAAGCCUCCAGUGGACAUGCUCAGAGUGUUCGGAUGCAUGGCAGUGGCGCAUGUCCCUAAACCGUACAGGACAAAGCUUGGAGCAUCUGCACUGUGGUGUGUGCACCUUGGACUUGCGGCAGAGAGCAAGGGGUGGCUACUCUAGGAGCCCUCGAAGAAUGUGCUGUUUGACAGUCGGGAUGUCAAAUUUGUGGAGAACAUCAUGUAUGGCAAGUGGGAGAAGCAGCCGGAGGCAAGGGUCACCCAGCAGCUGGAAGAGAUCACUAUGCACUUCGAUUUGUCCGAACCUGAGGACAGCGAAGUCACUGCGCCAACGGCAAGCGGUACUGAUGAAGGCAGCAAUGAGGAUAUUGCAGCUGAUGCUGAAGUCAAGGAUCCGGAGCAGCAGCAGCAAGAGGCUUCCAAAACACCAAGUCUGCCAAAGCGAAGGAAACAGAUUGGUGGGGGGAGAAAGGAUUGGGUGAAGGUGAAAGAAUGGGUAAAUCCAACCAUCUACCCUGCACGUACCAGAAUGGCAACUAGAAAGCUGCUGAGCUCUACAAGUGGAGGAGCCACAACUGAGCAGCAGGAACAGGCUCAAGGCGAAGAUACAGUGCUGUUCUUGGGUGAUGACCAAG